UUGCUGGAGGCAUAUUAUGCAACGCUCAUUAGGCAGAUGUAGACGUUUCUGUGAUAUUGCAUUGUGGGUAGGUUUAGGCGAAUAUGUAAACAAUUGGUUUUUUACAUUACGUAACUAGUAAUACGUUCAUGCAACGGCGAACAACUUUGGCCAGUAGCCAGAACACCAGGAAAUUCAUUAUACAAACAGAAACCUUUGGGUAGUAAGAAUAAUGCAUGACAAUAUAUUCAGUAAUUCAGUAUAAGUCAGACUAGGCCGCUUCAGUUUGCAGCUGAGCAAAGCAAAAUGAAGCUUUUAACAAGCCCCAACUCAAUCAACCGCAAAUUAGCCGAACUGCAAUCUUACAUAUAGCUCAGUCCUUUACCUUCAGAUACCAACAAAAACCAAAACAACUCAUAGCCCAAACACCCUAUGAUAAUAUCUAUUAGAGACAAGUAGAGCCUUCUAUCGACAAACUGUUGUCACAGAUGAAACAAAUAUGCGCUAGAAAAUCUCAAUGACAAAAGAUGUUUGUAUACAUUAUUGGGUGGCGUUUUAAAGGUUGAUCUAAUAGCUGCCGUAUACAUCUGGGAUCUUUGAUUAAGUAUAAAAUGACGAAGGAAAAUUUGCUCGACAAAGCACAGAAUCUAUAAGUCUCUUUAUUACUGCAUUCUAAGACAAAUUAUCCAUGGUCUUAUUUGCCAUAGCAUUUCUGGUUUAACUACUCUUUCAAACGACUUGAUCCACCCGGCUUUGUGUGAAUUCAAGAGAAAUCUCGGAUUAAAAGCACAGGAUCACUCUUUCAAAUGGUUACUGCUAGUGAACAUAGAAACUGAUAGAUUUCUCUUUUAGUUGAACCAUUUUUAAUGACGCAGUAAAGAUUUCUUCAAAGGACCAUUGACCUGUCCCAUCGAUAAAUGGCGGAGACCUGCGACCUACUGAAUGCUCGUGAACAGUGAAACUUAAGUGUAAGAGGUUUGAAUGAAAAAACAAAGUCCAAUCAAACCGUACAGUCACAGUCACCAUCAGAUCAAAAUUGUGUAUGACAAGACUGAAAGUGAAGAAAAUUUCACUUUACUUCUGCGUGGGAUGCGGUGGUAUCAAAGAUCUAUUAUAGCUUGUUAGCCGGUUCGCAGUAACGUGGCCGUCGAAUUUGACUUCCUGGAAAAAGCGAUUCGUUUCAGGACUUAUUGCAGACAAACAGAGCAGUGCGACUUAAUGCUGAUAUCUGGUGGUUAAGGCAUUUGGCAAAUGAGAAUUUGGCACUAGGAAAAUAACAGAUGCCUGGCUCACUUUGGACUAGCAAAGGGUAGAAUUUGGUACAAGGAUACCAGGAAGUGGCGACAUACUUUCAUUUAUCGCGCUGAAAGGACAUGAUUUAGCUCAUUUUGGUUCAUAGCAGUUGAUUAUAGCAGUUGAUUAUGACAGCUGCUUUGUAACAAGGUUGGAAAGGUCAUAUUGAAUUUCAAUUGGAGCUGUGCAUCUGGGCAGAUACAAGCAGGGGAAUCGGUGAAUUCAAAGGAGGUUGCAUGCGGAAAUUAAUGUAAACUAUAAUGAAGAAGAUACACAUGAAGGUUUAGACGCGAUAAUAUAAAAAUCAAGUUGACAGCAUAAACAACGCGAAUAUGAAUACCACUCUAGAAGAACACUGUCUUGCGCUCAUUCAAAUUGGACCUCAACCAUCAGUUGCAGUGAGGAUAUCAAUUUAUUUCACAUCCAUUAUAAAUGGCUUGUCUAUGCUGACGGCCGUGCUCGGUAACCUAAUGAUCCUAUUCAUACUUUGGAAAUUCGAAAGGCUACACUUUCCAUCAACCGUAUUGGUUGCCAGUUUGUGUCUCUGUGAUCUGAUAAUUGGCUUGAUAGUACAGCCUUUGAGCAUUCUGAUUCGUGUCCUUGAAAUGAAGUACCACAGUAACUGCCAAAUGAAAACCGCCUACAGAUAUUUUGGUAUCUUUGCAGUCGGCUUGUCAGUUGUCAGUAUUGCAAUGGUCAGUGUUGAUCGAUGCUUGGCCGUCACCUUUCCGUUUCGUUAUCAAAAAUUCGCUCGAAACUCUCGUUACGGGAAAAUAGUCGCUAUUGUUUGGGUCACCUGGGGCUUACUUUCCGUUAUGCCUCUAAUUAAAGGUAUUCCAAUAACAAUUAGCUACCAGCUGUUGUUUGGUUUAGUAGUUGGGUUUUUUAUAAUGAUAAUUCUGUCCUAUUUUAAAAUCAUCAGAGUCAUGUAUCGACAAAGGCGAAGGAUCGCCGCGGCCGCACUUAUUACGCGAAGUAUUCAGUCAUUUGACUUUAAUCAAAAUCAGGACGAUUCGGGAGUAUUUCUUGGAGCAACAACAACCAGAAGAAUGCGCAGAUAUUCAAUUAAUAUUGAUAAUAGUCAAGCAAAUAGACAUUCUGAAGGUCCGCAAAAUAGAGUAGCAGCUCGAUCUUUGAAAUUCCUUGCAGUUCCACCGCUUAUUGUUGCCGAAAGUGAGUCAACCAAUCCCAAAACGUUAAAUUCAACGACAAAUAUAAUGUCUAGAGGCUCGAUACAUUCGUUGAUUGAUUCAACCAAUCUUUUAACUUUACCUUCAACGACAGAUAUUGAAUAUAGACGCUCGCUUAAUUCAUUGACUGAUUCAACCAAUCUACUAACAUUACCUUCAACGCCGGAUAUUGAAUCUAGAGCCUCGAUCAAUUCUUUGAUUGACUCAACCAAUCGCCUAACGUUACCUUCAACAACGGCUAUUGAAUCUAGAGGCUCGAUUAAUUCAUUGCUCGAUUCAGACGGGGACUUCAAAAUGCGACGAAAACGGGCGCAGUCCAUAUUUCGCUCAACACGCGAUUUUGCGGCAGAUGUCGUAAAACGAUCAGUAAGGCGGCCGUCGCAACGAAGUGGAACGAGUACUGUGGUGAUUGUCGUAACACUUUUACUUAUAUGCUACUUACCAAAAAGCAUACUGUUUUUAAUAUCUGGCCGUUUUCAGUACGCAGGAGAUGAUGUUUAUAUAGCUGACACGUUGAGUGACAUGUUUAUGUUUUUAAACUCAGCUCUGAACCCAUUCAUUUACAGUUUUCGAUCAAAAAAUAUCAAAGAUUGCAUAUAUCAGCUAAUAAAGAGAAAACAAGAUUCUUGGGAAUUGGACGAGUAAAGGCUUCUGUACCUUACAUAUAAUUGUGAAUGUUAAUAUUUUAUUCUUUGUUAUUUUAACCUUUAAAACACUAACAGCAAUAUAAAUGGUGUGAAACAUUAAAGAUAUCAAAAGA
Molecule: messenger RNA, 3222 nt
Organism: Rhopilema esculentum
Lineage: Eukaryota; Metazoa; Cnidaria; Scyphozoa; Rhizostomeae; Rhizostomatidae
Source: RefSeq, a predicted model, not a curated record